AUGCCCAUCUCAUCCCGCUGGCAAAUCGACAUUCCCUCAGUCUCCCUCCCAACCUACCUCUUCACUUCUUCCACAUUCCCUCUCCCAGACAAAGUCGCCUUCUACGAUGCUGCCAACCCCUCUCAUUUCCUCACCCACUCAACCUUUCGUCUCUAUUCCCAACGUCUGGCUGCGGGCCUUAUUAAAAAUGGUUUGAAACCAGGAGAUCGAGUCUUGUUAUUUUCGGGAAACAACCUGUAUUUUCCAGUUGUGAUUAUGGGGAUUAUUAUGGCGGGAGGGGUUUUUACAGGGGCAAAUCCGGGGUUUGUAAAGAGGGAAUUGGUGUUUCAAUUGAGGGAUAGUGGGGCUAAGUUUUUGAUUUGUGGGGGGGAUUGUUUGGGGGUUGGGGUUAAGGCGGUGGAGGAGGUUGGGAUGGGGAGGGGAGAUGUUUUUGCGUUUGGUGAUGGGGUUGAGGGGGGUGGUGGUGAUGGGAGAGGGAAAGGUUAUGAGGGAGUGAGGAAUUGGACGGAAUUGUUGGAGAGUGAAGAGAUUGGGAGUAAGUUUCAAUGGAAGGAGGAUAUUGAUCCAAGGGAGACGGUUUGUUGUUUGAAUUAUAGUAGUGGGACGACAGGUGUACCUAAAGGGGUCAUGAUUACGCAUUAUAAUUACGUCGCGAACGCAAUGCAAUACAAACAUUUACAUGAGCUUCAUCCAGAUACAGCAGAAAGGAACAAAAAAGCAAAAUGGCUAUGUUUCCUCCCUCUAUAUCACGCAAUGGGCCAAACGAUUUUUGGAGCAGUAGCUCCUAAACGUGGAAUUCCAGUAUACAUCAUGAAGAAGUUUGAGUUCAAAGAAAUGCUAGAGGCGGUACAGAAGUACAAGAUUACCACAUUGACAAUGGUACCUCCAGUUGUAGUUUUACUUGUGAAAUCUCCUCUCACCAAACAAUACGAUCUCAGCAGCAUCAUCGACAUCGGUUCUGGUGCCGCACCCCUAAGUGGAGAAGUUAUAAAAGCAGUUGAGAAUUUGUGGUCAAAUGGGCGUGUGAAACUUACUCAAGGUUGGGGUAUGACAGAAGGAACCUGUUCGCUCCUCGGAUGCGAUCCUCGACUCGAUACGCCUCCAAAUUCGGUGGGUGAACUGAAUGCGAAUUGCCAUGCUAAGAUUGUGGAUCCGGAGACUAUGCAGGAGGUUCGAGAGGGUGAACGGGGAGAAAUUUGGGUGAGGGCUCCUAACAUAAUGAAAGGCUACUGGCAAAACCCCGCCGCCACAAACGAAACAAUCAUAAAUGCACCCGAUGGGCGCUGGCUACGCACGGGAGAUAUCGCCUACGUGGAUGCUCAAAAACAAUUCUUCAUAGUGGAUCGCAUGAAAGAAUUGAUUAAAGUGAAAGGAAACCAAGUUUCACCUGCUGAAUUGGAAGCGCUACUGCUAGAACAUCCGGGGAUAGCGGAUGCGGCGGUGGUGGGGGUGGUGAGGGAGGAGGAGGAGGAGGUUCCCAGGGCUUAUGUUGUGAGGGGUGGAAAUGGGGAUGGGGAUGGGAUGGUGAGGGAAGAAGAGGUGCUAAAGUGGGUAGAGGAGAGGACGAGUAGGUUUAAGUGGUUAAAGGGUGGAGUGGAGUUUGUGGAGGUAAUUCCUAGGAAUCCGAGCGGCAAAAUAUUGAGAAAGAUAUUAAGAGAGAAAGCUAAGGAGGAGAUGGAGAUGAGUAGGAAUGCCGUGAAAGCCCGACUUUAA
Messenger RNA from Sclerotinia borealis F-4128, 1713 nucleotides. NCBI's taxonomy places the organism in Eukaryota, Fungi, Ascomycota, Leotiomycetes, Helotiales, Sclerotiniaceae. The record is from the annotation of a GenBank genome assembly.